Molecule: messenger RNA, 1776 nt
Organism: Tachysurus fulvidraco (yellow catfish)
Lineage: Eukaryota; Metazoa; Chordata; Actinopteri; Siluriformes; Bagridae
Gene: gpr31
Product: G protein-coupled receptor 31
Exons: 1
Coding region: 405-1349 (314 amino acids)
Biological process (GO): G protein-coupled receptor signaling pathway
Cellular component (GO): membrane
Molecular function (GO): G protein-coupled receptor activity
Source: RefSeq, a predicted model, not a curated record
AUAUAAACGGUCACAGAUGACAAACUGAGAUGCUGAGUAGUGAGUAGCUCAAGGGACUGACGACAUUUUUUUUAUUUAUCGUUCCUUUAUUGAGUUUGUUCUCGGUUUGUUCUCCUGCUGAGUGGCUGCAUAACUCUCGAGCCUGUUGUGACGUGCCUCCUCAGGCAUGGGAAGUUCUCCGGCAACAAGUCUGAGCAACUUUAUUUGGCAGUGAGGAGUCACAGAAGCGGUUCUACGCCGGAGUACAGCUCGAGAGAGAGAGAGAGACCAAGCAGUAUGUCUCAGGAUCUUAGAAGAAUGCAAGACUUUUCUGCUUUGGCGCAUUUGUGAUAUUUUCCCAACAUUCCCAAGAUCACAGACGAAGGAGACGUUACGGAUAAAUAAUAAUUCGAGGAAUAAUACUAAUGGCAAACCACGCGAGUGACAACUGUACAGCUGGAAGUAAGGAUCUGUACACGUUCUACUUCUCGGUGAUGAUCGUGGAGUUUAUCCUGGCACUUCCUCUGAACCUCACCGUCAUCUACCUCUUUAUUUUUAAACUCAAAUUCUGGAAAUCUAAAAGCAACAACAUUUUUCUCUUCAAUCUCGUCUUGGCGGAUAUCCUGCUGCUGAUCUGUUUACCGGUCAGGGCGUAUUACUUCCAGCGUGGAGAGAGACGGAGUAACAACAACACCGUAUGCAGAUCGGUCCUGUUUAUGCUCUUCUUGAACCGAGAAGCGAGCAUCGCCUUCCUGACUAUCAUUUCCAUCGAUCGUUACUUCAGCGUGGUUCAUCCCAGCAUUAGGAACCCCUUCAAGAUCAGGAAGCGAAACGUUCUCAUCUCGGUCCUGGUCUGGGUUGUGCUUAUGCCUUUGACCAUCCCGUCCAUGCUGACCAGCUUCGAGUGCUGCAACAGCAACGAGACGGAAGACACGCCGGGACAGCUUCCAGAGACCGCCACCCCCGUCACCUUCAGGGAGCUUGUGUUUUUCACGCCGGUUCUCAUCCCAUCUAUCGUCCUGGUCUACUGUACUGUCAGGAUCACCAACAGGCUGAAGCAGAAGACGGUCGGCGACAGGACCAAGCUGAGAAGAGCCGUGUUCCUGGUCACUCUGGUUGUCUUGGUGUUUGUUUUCUGCUUUUGGCCGUCUGCUAUUUCUAGAUUGGUGCUGCUGAUGGUCAGAGUCACGGAGCGUCCGGAAGCGGAGGAGAUCGCCGUUCAGGUCUACGACGGACUCAUGUGCCUCUCGUAUCUGGAUUGCCUUUUGGACCCCAUCGUCUACUGUCUGAGCAGUACCAAGUUCAAAAACUUGUACAUAUCCACAUAUCUGCCUUUUCUGCUGAAAGGACGACACGUGGAACAUCACUGAAACCUCAUCAUCUGCACAAAUGAGUGAAUGUAAUAACGACAAAUAAACCCUGAAGCUUGAACUUUAACUAACAUGAAAUUCAAGUCUUAUCGGUACUAUUUUAAACUGUGAUGAUUUUCUGUGAUGAUCCGUGUUCAUUUACAUUUGAGUAAAAAAAACAAAAACAAACAAAAGCAAUGCAUUGAUGUGUUAAUACUCAGUCCUGUUAUUGAUUGUGCUUUUUUUUAUUUAUACAUUUAUUUGACCAGAUCAUAUAUCAUGUGCUAUAAUCCUUUGGCAUUUCAUUGGAGCUUAAUUCUCAUUAAACAUGCCGUUUUAUUGCCGUUUGUUGUACUCGAGGAGUUCGUUUUUUAUUUAAAUGGCUAUAAAGUGUUGCUGGCAAACGUGUAAAAUAGGUAAAAAUAAAUAAAUAAAUAAAUAAAUAAAU